AUGAAUAACAAACCAUAUAAGAUGACAAAAGCCACAAAGGCCAGUGCUGAAAAACAAGCUAUGGAUUGUGGAACUCCCCCAAAAAAGGAACACCUUGAAAACAGGUUAACUAUUCAUGAUUUUAUGAAAAUGCAGCAACUUUUUCAGUCCUCAGAAUCCAGUGGAAAUAAGGGUCUGAUGUCUCGAGAAUCAUUUGUCAAUACAAUGUCUGCAACGAUUAAGCAAGGCACUAAGGAGGAAUACGGUGAGCUUUUUGAUAAGAUAGAUUUGAUCCGGGAUGGCCUUAUCGAUUGGGAUAAAUUGACUUCCUUUGUGCUUCUUGAGCUAUAUGAAAGAGAUGAACAAACCAAGAUGUCGGUUGUUCCCCAAUGGAAAGAUCUCCGUUUUCUCCCAACCAUACAUAAAGAUGUCAUUCAGAAUGUGAUAUGUUUUAAACACCCCAGCAAAUACUUGUCUGUGAGCAGAAAUGGAUUGCUUGGUGUCUGGGGAGAAAGUUUAAAGUUACAAAAGAUGGUGCAAAUCACGACAGAAGCUGUGAAACCCAAAGACCUCUGGGUGACCUCUCUGGUUGCCUUACCAAACGUUAACAAGGUCGCUGUUGCAUUUACAAACAAAGAGAUCCUUUUUGCAGAGUUAAAUUUCAAAAAAGGGUUCUCGUGUCAAUACAGGCUUCAAGGCUUUGAGGGAACAGUGACUUGCAUGCACUAUUGGUAUAACCCUCAUGAUGGAAAUGAAGCUAUUCUGACCCUGGGAGAUGUCUGUGGACAGGUCCAAGCAAUUGUCUUCAAUGCAGCCCUAAUUUCAUUGUUUGAACGGCCUCCAAGUUCUCUUGAAGAUGAAAAUGUGACAGUGACAAUUAAUUGGCAGGAGUUGAUUUCUGGAUAUCACACAUGCUGCCACACCUUAAGACACAAAAUCCAUAAUAAAGAAUGGAUUAAGCAAGUUUUGUACAGCUCAUCUUUAGAUGCAUUCUUGUCUGUUACCACCAGUAGCUCAAAGACUUUGGCACUGGCCUGGAGGGAAAAAUUAAGUCCUUGCCUAACAAUGACAGCUUUCCAUAUUGACCAAGGGGUCAAUACUUUUGACUUUCAUUCCAGGCUUAACUUAAUAGCAACUGCAGGAAUUAAUUGCUCCGUCUGCCUUUGGAAUCCUUAUGUCACAUCAAAACCUGCUGGAAUCCUGACAGGCCAUUCAGACAGCAUAAUAGCUGUCCAGUUCAUUACUGAGCGCAAACUGCUCUUCAGCUUUGCCAAGGAUAAGAUAUUAAGGCUUUGGGACAUUCAGCAUCAACUUUGCGUGCAAAGGAUUGCCGGAUCCUUCCCCAAAAGUGUGGACUUUCACUCCACCCUUUUUUUCCAUGAAUCACAAGGUCUCCUAUUCAUCUCAAUGAACAACCAACUGAUGGUAUUGGAAAUGGAACACGAAUUAGGGAAAAGGAGAGUGGCAAGUCACAAGAAAGCUGUGACUUGCCUCCUGUAUAAUUCUAUGCUCCAACAGGUAAUCAGCUCAGAUACUGGAUCUACAGUUAUCUUCUGGUUGAUUGACACUGGGCAGAAAAUCAAAGAGUUUACUGGUUGUCAUGGCAAUGCAGAGAUCAGCACUAUGGCUCUUGACGGGACUGAGACCCGGCUUUUUACCGGGGGCACAGAUGGAGCAGUCAAGGUCUGGGACUUUAAUGGAUACUGUCACCAUAAGCUCAAUGCUGGAAGGGACCAAACAGUUGAAAUUUCUCAGAUUUUGGUGCUAAGCUGGACUAUAUUGGUCGUAGGAUGGGACAGGGUGAUCACAGUUUUCCGCCUAAAUAAUUUGACUCAGUAUCUGGUUCAGCCUUCGGAAUGGAAAGGAGGAGCUCAGCAUAAGGAUGACAUUUUAUCUGCAGCAUUUUUACCUCCGCAGACUCUUGUCACAGGCAGUUCUGAUGGUGAGAUAGUUGUAUGGAAUAAUAGUACUGAAAAUGCCAUCAUGGAGCUUUCCUACAAUCCUGGAAGAUCAUUGAGGUCCAACUCAGAUUACUACCUUGUUCUGUCUUCCAAAGUAUUGGCCAUAGUGCUCAAUACUGUGACAUCCACAAAUUUUACCAACAACCCAUCAACCUUGUUAUCCAGACGGUUCUCAAAUGCUACAGAACAAACAUCUGACAAACAUAUGAAGUCUGCAGCUAAUCCUGAAGCUGAAAACUACAAUGCUAUAACUAGACUUGUCUUCUUGGAGAGUAGAAAUACCUCAACCACAGUUGGAAUAGCAUUGCACGAUGAUGAUGGAAUUUUGGGUCCAGUUGAGAGCUUUGCUGCAACUAAUCUUCAGAAAAUAAAGUGGGAGCCAACCUGGUUGUCUUGUGGAGGUGCUGGUUGGUCGGUUUGGAAUAGAAGAAGCAAGCUACUAGCAGAAUUUGAAGCUCACAGUGGAGUAGGGCCAAUUAUUAUGACAACUGAAAAACGAAACCAGUGCAUCCACAGCGAUCUAGUUGGCUGGCUAAAAAUAUGGGACAUAGAGGACUACUGCCUUGCUCUUGGGGAAAACAUUGUAACACAACCACCCGCUCUACUAAGAUCAUUUCAGGCACAUGAAGAUUGCAUCACUUGCCUGGAGUCUUGUUGGCAAAACAACUGUCUUUUUAUUGUGACUUCUUCAAUGGACCGUAGCAUUGUUCUCAUGGACAUUUCUGGCAUUCUGAUUGGGAUAUUCGGACAGGAGGAGCACUGGAGAAUUGGAAAUCAUGUGCCAUCCUUGUCCAAAGGAGAAAGAUCCCCAAAAAAAACAGAGAAAAAUGUCAUAAAGAACAACCCUGUACAAUUGGUUGAAGACAAUGCUCCCCCUACUACAUUGGAACAAAUUCAACCUAUUCCAGGGGAUCAAGAUGACUGUACAUUCAUGGAAAAUAAUAUAUGGGAGAACACAAUACUGGGGAAGAAAUUCCAAGAGAGACAAAAUGAAAAAGGAAAGAAAUACAGUCUCAGCACUAGAAUGACUGGAAUAAAACCAACAGUUGUAUUUAGGUCACUGAAGAUUGAAGCCCUGAAGGAGAUAACAGAUACGAAUGAGCUCAAAUUAUUUUUGCACCCUGACAAAUACUCUGGAGAGAAGUUAGCAGAGAAGUCUUCUAAAGAUUUAAAACUACCUACUUUUUCAGCAACUCUGAAAGCUGCAUUCGAUGAAAAGAACUUAUUCCCCAAAGAAAUUCUGGACCGUGAAAAAUGGUCAAGACAGUUGCAGGAAGAAAUGCGUCCCAAAGAUAGGAUAACAAGUGAGAGAAAGCAAGGGAAGCUGAAACGAAAAUGA
Molecule: messenger RNA, 3279 nt
Organism: Thamnophis elegans (Western terrestrial garter snake)
Lineage: Eukaryota; Metazoa; Chordata; Lepidosauria; Squamata; Natricidae
Gene: WDR49
Product: WD repeat domain 49
Molecular function (GO): protein binding
Source: RefSeq, a predicted model, not a curated record